UCUGUCGCACACAAAUGCCUGAGGUGUUUCAAGCUACGGGCUCAAACAGUCAGUCCUAUAAUGGGUAAUUUGCCUGAGCAGCGCCUCAAUCCAGGUUAUGUUUUUCAAACCACGGGUGUAGAUUACGCGGGGCCACUUAUCGCCGCUGACCGUAAGGGACGUGGAUGUAAACUAAUCAAGGUCUAUGUUGUAGUGUUUGUGUGUUUCACCACUAAGUGUCUGCACCUCGAGCUGGUCACAAGUUUAACAAAGGAGGCAUACAUUGCUGCCUUACACAGGUUUAUUGCGCGUCGCGGAAAACCUGCAACUAUCUUUUCAGAUAAUGGCACUCAGUUUGUUGGGGCCAAAAAUGAGCUUAAUGCUUUCUUAAAGCAGAACUCUUCCUCCAUUUCCGAGUUUAUGGCGAAUGAAUUUGUUGAUUUUAAAUUCAUUCCAGCCUACGCACCUCAUUUUGGGGGGCUAUGGGAGGCUGGGGUUAAGUCUUUUAAACAUCAUUUAACCAGAGUUAUAGGCGACUCCCAUCUUACAUUUGACGAACUCUACACGAUUUUAGUCAAAAUAGAAGCUACGCUUAACUCACGACCUCUAUCACCAAUAUCUUCAGAUCCAUCAGAUCUCAAUCCAUUAACGCCAGGUCACUUUUUGGUCGGACGUCCUCUUACCGCUCUGCCAGUUCCUCCACUGGAAAAUGUAAAUCCGACCAGAUUGCAGCGAUGGAAUCGCGUUGAACAAAUCCACCAGCACUUCUGGACGAGAUGGCAGAAGGAAUAUGUCUCUGAGUUGCAGCAAAAGACAAAAUGGAGGUCAUGCAAAGGACACCUCGACACUGGAACGAUGGUCAUCAUCAAGGAAGACGCUGUGCCACCUUUAAAAUGGAGCCUUGGACGUAUCGUGCGUGUCCAUCCAGGCAUCGACGGAGUAAACAGAGUCGCCGAUAUCCAAACAAAUCGAGGCAUCAUCAGAAGAGCCUUCAAUCGAAUCUGUCCUCUUCCACUGGAUGACGAGCCUGUUGAAAGCAGGACUUUCAACGCCGGGGGGCAUGUUAAGGAACCCUAAUCUCACGGACAUCCGAGGGGAGUGCACCGCGCGGGAGGGGCAGCCGCAUCUAAUUUGCAUAAUCACUCUUCGACGUUCGCUGUUGACGAGCGCACAUAUACUUACGCCCUUUUUAGAAAUCAAAAUCAGUGUCAAAAUGGUGUA
Messenger RNA from Cydia amplana, 1200 nucleotides. RefSeq lists its product as uncharacterized. The transcript has a single exon. Gene Ontology annotation, molecular function: nucleic acid binding. The record is from RefSeq and is a predicted model, not a curated record. The coding region runs from base 61 to 1056 and encodes 331 amino acids. Gene Ontology annotation, biological process: DNA integration. NCBI's taxonomy places the organism in Eukaryota, Metazoa, Arthropoda, Insecta, Lepidoptera, Tortricidae.